Grammomys surdaster is the source of this 731-nucleotide messenger RNA. RefSeq names its product sodium voltage-gated channel beta subunit 4 (gene Scn4b). Gene Ontology annotation, molecular function: sodium channel regulator activity; transmembrane transporter binding. Gene Ontology annotation, cellular component: membrane; voltage-gated sodium channel complex. Lineage: Eukaryota; Metazoa; Chordata; Mammalia; Rodentia; Muridae. The record is from RefSeq and is a predicted model, not a curated record. The transcript has 5 exons. Gene Ontology annotation, biological process: regulation of sodium ion transmembrane transporter activity; cardiac muscle cell action potential involved in contraction; regulation of ventricular cardiac muscle cell membrane repolarization. Bases 45 to 731 code for a protein of 228 amino acids.
UGUCCCAUCCCAAGCCCCCGGAGCGCUCCAGAGAGAACAGGACCAUGUCCCGGGCUGGGAACCGAGGCAAUACUCAGGCGAGAUGGCUGGGCACUGGGCUUUUGGGUCUCUUCCUGCUCCCCAUGUACCUGUCGUUGGAGGUAUCUGUGGGAAAGGCCACCACCAUCUACGCUAUCAACGGCUCAGCGAUCCUGCUGCCUUGCACCUUCUCCAGCUGUUAUGGUUUUGAGAACCUCUACUUCAGGUGGUCCUACAAUAACAGCGAAACAUCCAGGAUUCUCAUCGACGGGAUCGUGAAGAACGAUAAGUCUGACCCUAAGGUGAGAGUGAAGGACGAUGACCGAAUCACCCUGGAGGGCUCCACUAAGGAGAAGACAAAUAACAUCUCCAUCCUUCUGAGUGACCUGGAGUUCAGUGACACGGGCAAAUACACCUGCUUCGUGAGGAACCCCAAGGAGAAGGACCUGAACAACUCUGCCACCAUCUUCCUCCAAGUGGUUGAUAAAUUGGAAGAAGUGGACAACACGGUGACUCUCAUCAUCCUGGCUGUGGUGGGUGGGGUCAUUGGACUUCUCGUCUGCAUCCUGCUGCUGAAGAAGCUCAUCACCUUCAUCCUGAAGAAGACCCGAGAGAAGAAGAAGGAGUGUCUCGUGAGUUCCUCUGGGAACGACAACACAGAGAACGGGCUGCCUGGCUCCAAAGCGGAAGAAAAGCCACCCACCAAAGUGUGA